GAGCUCAACGGAUCCAGUAGGUCACGAGGUGAUCUGGGCAUUAGGGGCCGGCUGCAGAGACAUCAUCUCCCUCCAGGUGGCACCGUUACAUCCAUGCCAACAGCCUACGCGUUUCAGUAACCGGUGCCUGCAGAUGAUUGGACGAUGCUGGCCUCACCUGAGGGCGCUGGGCGUCGGGGGAGCUGGCUGCGGGGUGCAAGGGCUGUCCUCGCUGGCUCGGAACUGCAUGCGUCUGCAGGUGCUCGAGCUGGACCACGUGACGGAGAUCAACCAAGAGGUGGCAGCGGAGGUCUGCAGGGAGGGCCUGAAGGGACUGGAGAUGUUGGUUUUAACUUCCACGCCGGUCACACCAAAAGCCCUGCUGCAUUUUAACAGUGUCUGCCGCAACCUGAAGUCCAUUGUGGUGCAGGUUGGCAUCGCGGAUUACUUCAAGGAUCCAAGCAGUACUGAAGCCCGAAAGCUGUUUGAGGAGAUGGUCAAUAAGUUGCAGGCUCUUAAGAAGAGGCCGGGCUUCUCGAAGAUUCUGCACAUUAAAGUGGAGGAAGGCUGCUAAUCCCGCCUGAUAGGAAAUAGACUUUGUGAUCCUCGAGCCUCCUCCGACACCUAGACCGAACCGUCUCCUCAUGAGAAGUGCCACCAAGACCCAUUGCCAAAAACCUGCUUCCGAGAAAGUGUCUUUGUAACACCUGACUACAGCAGUGCAAUAGAGGGACACGCCCCUUGACGUGGGGCUCCUCCCUUGGUGCC
This is a messenger RNA of Nanorana parkeri, 747 nucleotides long. RefSeq names its product F-box protein 41 (gene FBXO41). NCBI's taxonomy places the organism in Eukaryota, Metazoa, Chordata, Amphibia, Anura, Dicroglossidae. The record is from RefSeq and is a predicted model, not a curated record. The transcript is spliced from 5 exons. The annotation marks the transcript as partial.